Molecule: messenger RNA, 5811 nt
Organism: Pangasianodon hypophthalmus (striped catfish)
Lineage: Eukaryota; Metazoa; Chordata; Actinopteri; Siluriformes; Pangasiidae
Exons: 7
Coding region: 1187-4816 (1209 amino acids)
Biological process (GO): cell differentiation
Source: RefSeq, a predicted model, not a curated record
UGAUGAUGAUGAUGAUAUAUUGCUGUUGUUGAAUACUGUAACAACAAAGUUAAUUUAGUUAUGAGAAUUAUAUGUCUUACUUAAACAGACUACUAGAAUUAAACAAGUUUCAUCUCAGUAACUCAGUAAGUUAAAACCUAGUAAGUGUGAUUUUAAUAAUAAAACUAGCUGUUAAUGAUGCUCAGUGUAAGUAGUGAGGAGUUUCUCUGAGUGGAAAUGUUAGAAAUAAUAAUAAUUAACAAAAAAAAAACACUAUUGGUUUCUGUAAAUAAAUAUGAUAACUUGCCUAAUGUAUAUAAUAUUCAAGUCGUUUUCUUAUAUAAACAGUAAAAAAUGGAUGAAAUGUUGUGGGGGUUUGUGAUGCUGUGAUGCUUGUGGGUUCCACACUGGAUGUGGUCAGUAACAUAUACACUAUAAUAAACUAGUUAUUUAUACAUUUAAGAGUGGACCAAGACCCGAGCCCUGAGGAGCUUCUGUAGUGAGAACGUGAACUUUUGAAGGCUCUGAGUGAUUCCUAUUAACAUGUUCACUUUAAAAAACAUAUUAUAUUUAAGAAUUACACCAAAACUGCAGUGUAGUGAAUUGUGAUACUCGGCUGGAAUGAGUAUUAUACUGGGAAUUUCUCCCAAGGUUUUACUUUUCAAGUGGCGAAAUUGUUGUUUAAGCUUCUUCUAGGUGCUGAGUCACUUCCUGUUCGUUAGGAAAUGUGUACAAAAUGAGCAACUCGAAUACGCUGACGGCGUCUGAAGUGUUUAAAUCUUGCUACAUCUUUUACGCCACACUAUUGAAAAAGUGCUUGUGGUUUUUUUUUUUUCACACCAGUGGAGCAGAUGAUACAUCACUUUUUAAUCCCCUUCAACUAUCAGCAGUGUCUGAGAAGACAAGUUGUGCAACAGCAUUUUAAGAUAAGCUGUGAUUCAGUUACGCCCUCUAGUGGAGGUUAAGAUCUUUAUUUACUCUACAAGCAGAAAUUCUCUUCACUUUUAGGACUGUACCUGUUUGUAGCUUUGUUUACAGAAACAAAACUGUAGAAGAAAACUGGGAUGUGAAGUCCACUGUACCUUUUGACAUAGAAAGUUAAUGUACAGCCCCUAAUGAGGCAGGUGAGACAUCAUGUCCUCUACAGCACUUCCAAGAGAAUGUGUUUAUUGAGGGAAAUCGGCCAAAAUAUGUACAGGAUCUGCACAUGGAGGCUCAGGAGGGCCUGAAACUCCUGCAGCAAGAUGAAAACAGAAACGGUGUGGACUAUCAGGACGACCAGAGCGUCAUUUCAACAGUGACGGCUCGUACGGACGACGAUAUGAGCUUCAGUGAACUGAGAAUGUCCGAGUCUGAGAGUACUGCUGCUGAUACGAUCUCCACACGUUCCAUCACUUCCUAUCAGUCGUCACGUUCCGGACUCACACGCCAAGACUCCACCUUCAGGCCACUGAAAGAGGACAAGAAACACAAGAAGAGCAAAUCGAAGGGGAAAAAGGCGGGUAUGGUCAAAGGAAUACCAAGACAUGUACAGAAAGAACUUGGGCUUGACCGAGCUGCGUGGAUAGCGUCCCAGUUCACUGAUGCUCAGCUAUCCAAUGGAGGUGUGAGCAUUUCCACCGUCAUUCCCACUCUGGAUAGCAUAUCCAUCGCCUCGGUCCCAGACGGAGCAAUAAUGCACCUGCAGAACAGUCUUCAGGCUAUAAUGGAGGAUAAAACACAGAUCCCUCCACAGGAGGGACAGCAGGAUGACCUCUCUCUACUCCAGCACCUGUUCCCACAGUCGUUUGAUCCACAGAGACCGAAUUCACUAGCUGUUCCCUGGAUGACCACGUCAGGAACCUCUUCAUCCAAUCCAGUGAUGUAUGUCUCCCCUGAGGCCACGUACAUGUCCAAGAUCAUCCCAAAUGCGAUACUGCCUCCAUCUGUGGACGUGGUUGAACUCAGCCGCAACAGAAGUCGCAGUAGCGUUCGCAUGGUGAGCAAGAGCAGCCUGGCAUCGGCCAGUCCAGCUCCAUCAAGAGCCUCAUCCCGGGCAUCCUCACGACUCUCCUCACGAGCUCCAUCACUGAUGUCCUCACGGGUCUCUUCUCGGGCUUCCACCUAUCGGACUGCCAGCCUCUCGGAGUGCUCUGGCUGGAGCCGCUCAGGAUCAUCCGAGACACUCGUCUCGGAUUCUUCCACCAUUUCUAGCAGCAGCACUCCUCGAGUAGCCAGCAGGACAAGUCAGGCAGAGGACGAUUCUAGACCUCCCAUGGUCAGAUAUAAUUCUGGUGCCCAAAAUACCUCUGUUAAGCCUGUGCAGUUGAAUGGUAACAGCCAACAAGAGGAAGCCUGGAAGAAGUCAGGCUCCACAGGUCCUUUUAAUCGCAGCCUAUCAGUGAUGAAAAAGAGCAAGAAACCACCACCUCCCCCAAGUCGUUCAUACUCGCUGCAUUCACGUACGUAUGCAAGAACCAUAACUGAGCAUAAGUCUUUGGAAAAUGGGUCUCAGAAAGUGGAAUCGCCGUACAGUGCCUAUACAAGUCAGAACGGCAGCACAGCUGUUCCAUCUAAAGGGAACUUGACCAGCCAGAGAGCAGUGUUGGCAGAGCUACAAUUAAAGAAAGGCCUUCAAAUGCAAAAAGGCAACAUACCCUAUUCACAAACUAAUGGAAGGAGUCACCAGAAUAAUCUCAAGCAUUUCCUACCAUCUAUUAAAAGUCUAACCGCUAAUGGUAGAGUUGCUUCACCAGCUGUGACGACUCUUAUGGCGCUCCUUGAUGUUCCAGAUCCUCCCAAUGUUCUAGCUCCACCUCCACCUCCUCCUGAGACAUGGGCACACAAUCAGCGCACCUUCGAACUACUGUGUGGACCUGGACCUGUCAACUUGGAGUGCUGGGCCCAAAAGAGAGGUCUGAAGUUUGAAGUUCCAAUCCAGAUGGCACAAGGGAAAAUACCAGUGACAAGUCAAGCAACAAAUGUAAUGAAGGACAGUAUAGUAGCACCUAAAAUGCAAACUCAAGAAGCCGUGGCCUCAGACACGCAAUAUAGAACUACUCCUACACAGACGUCCGUUGAUGUUCAGCCUCGUUAUGGCAACACUCUGCCUUUACCCGGGCUUACCCAUGUCCGUCCUUCCCCAUCUCCUUCACCACCUCCUGAACAUAUACCUCCCCUGCCCCCAACAGACCAAGUAAAACCUCUAAAAGAAGAUUCAUCCGCCCAGUUCCAAGGAUCUGAUGAGAUCAUAUGUCCCCCUCCACACCCUUUGUUCCCACCACCUCCGCCCCCUACAAAGGUACCCCCUCCACAUCCGCCAGGUGGGCAGGAUGAAACAGACUAUCCAUCUCUACCCAUGCCAUCUUCUCUAAGGUUUUUAUUCAAAGUGCCCCCAGUGCUACAGGAUGCACAGCCUUCAACAUUAGAGGAAGCUGCAUCUUCUCCAGCACAGAAAAUCCCACCUUCUCCUCAAAUGAUCCCACCUGUUCCACCAAUGAUCCCACGUCCUCCACCAGCAAUGCCACCUCCACCUCCGACAUCAAGAACUCCUCCUCCGCCAGCGAUCCCACCCCCUCCACCACUGAUCCCUCCUUCUCCUAAGGCAGCACCUGCUCGUCCAAAGCAAACCCCACCAGACGUAUCCUCAAAGCAAGCCCAAGUCACAUCCACACCAUUUAAUGUUCCUACACCACCUCCAUUACCCACAGAUCUCAAGAAAGAAGUCAAAGCUAUCACAGCUGAAAAACAGGAGAAACAGCCGCCUCCGCCGACCACCCACGCCGUUGCAACUACAGAGGAAAGUCCUACCCCGAUGGUCACACCGUCCUUAUUACAGAAAGUCCGUCUCAGGUCAAUCAAAUCCAACCUGAGCCAAGCUGAAACUCCUGGUGGACUUCAAAAAGCAAAGCAUCAGACCAAUCAAGAGGCACCCCAAAAGCCUAAAAGAAGAUCUCUGAUUCUGAAUACAUCCGAUCCUGCCUCGCAAUCGGCUACAGAUCAGAAAACUGACAGUCUACCUGCAACUAAUGUACAGGAAAAUCAGGGCACUAUUCCGCCAUCAGACACCGAAACCAAAGCUGAACAGGUUUCAUCGGAUGUAAAACUUGAACCCAACAGCCAAGUCAGCGUCACAGACCAAAAAACUCAACAAGCAAGCACUGAACCAAUCAAAGAGGCCGUGUCUGCUGAAUCAGUACCCCAAAUAUCCAACAAAGUAGAACCUGAACCAAAGAUCACAGUGCAGGAAAUCCAAAAUGAACCAUCAACUACGCUAACCCCUGCUGAACCAAAAGAUCAACUCUUUGCCAGUGACGUAAAAGAAAUCCAAAACGAAUCCAGUACAGCAUUGGUAAAAGCAGAGCAAGAGGUUAAAAUUCCAAGGCCCCAAACCUUAAUACCCACAUCUCCUAAAAUCAAUCCUGCUCAAAAAGUGCCUCCAGUUAGCAUUCCUUCAUCUUCCAUGUCCCUCCAGGAUGCCAUUCGUCUGAAAACCGCUGCCAUGUCGUCUACAGACAACCGAGCGAAGCGCCAGAGUCUGCUGCAUUCCCCUCCGCUGUCCCCAGGGGCCAUCUCGCCGACAUCCACGGCAAACUUCAUCUUCUCCAAAAGCACAAAGAAGGUGGUGAUAGAAAAAUCUCCUUCAUCUCCAGAGUCCAAAUCAGAUCUGAGGAAGACGCUGGUGUACGAGUUGAAAUCUGUUUCUCAAACAUCCAAACCAGCCGCUGAUCCCCAGAAUAUAAAAGCCAAAGUCCCUCCGCCAGUCGCUAAGAAGCCUAGUGCUAAGAGUGAAAAUAUUACCCAUAAUUCCUCAAAGAUUAAUGUGGACACUGAGCAUGUGCAAACUGCUGGUCAGUGAGCACAGCCAGAGAAAAGAAGGUGAUGGACGAUUCAAGGAAUGGGACCCUGUUACUUUUGAAAUUCAUAGACUAUAAUUAAUCCCCAGUGACAUAAGGUGGUGAACAGGAAACCGAAGUGACAAUGCUCUCUGAGAGAGAAAGGUCAUUGCAUGUUGAAGAAGUGGAGAAAAGAAUGAUGAAAUAAAAAGGAAGAAAUUAAAGAAUGAGGAAGAGGAAGAAAAAAGACAGUAGAUUUGGACGGAAUUAAUGCAGGAAGGAAAAUUGAAGAGAAAAACAUUGAGAUUGAAAAGAAAAGGACAAAGCAAAGCAAUCAGGAACACUUGCAGUGAGAAAGUAUGAACUCAUGAGAAUUCUGUAUUUGUAAAACAGUAGAAAAGCUUUUUUUUUUUUUUUUUUUUUUCCCGCAGAAGGUGUUGGUCUUUCUGACGUUUAGAGAAUUUAUGAUGAUGUAAAUAAUUUGCGAUGUACAGUUCUAACUUUCUGCCCAGAACAAAUUUAAACAGGUCUAUUGACUGGACCUUGAUUAGUUAUGUUCGAUUUUAAUAUAUGACAUUUCUUUGUGCACUACUAGCCUGUAUCUGGGGAAUCACUGAAUUAGGACCUUUAUAAUUUCCUUAAUUUCUGCUGUAUUAUUAACAACAAUUUCUCUAACUUAUUGUUAAGAAAGAGCGAUCUGAUGUUCAUCCAAACACUAGAGGUAUCUCUGGUACAGUCUUGUUUAACUGCUUUUCUUUCGCUUAUUGUCCUUGUUGUGAUGUUUUGAUUUCAUAACUAUCUGAGAUAUAUUUACACAAAGCAGUACAGCAUGUUUGAAAUGUUAUAAUUAAUAACAGGCAUUUUUAUGUAGCCUGCAAUCGCUUUCGUUUAAAGAGCAGUAUGUUAAAUUUUCGUUUAUUUUUUUUUUAAAGCACCUUAUAAUCACCACUGACAUGCACACUGGAUUAUAACCAGGUCUUUUUUCAAAAUUUUAAAACAUUAAACACAGUCUGAAGUA